Molecule: messenger RNA, 2820 nt
Organism: Peronospora matthiolae
Lineage: Eukaryota; Oomycota; Peronosporomycetes; Peronosporales; Peronosporaceae
Source: the annotation of a GenBank genome assembly
AUGGACGCCUCCUCCCUCCGCAUCUCCAAGUUCGAUGGAACUAACUUCCACGCCUGGAAGUUCAAGAUGCAGAUGUUGCUGGAGGAACGGGACCUAUGGGAGGUCGUCAGCGGUGAGAUCAAGGCGGAACAGUGCGAGACUCAGUUGGACCAAGCGACGUACAAGAGGAAGUCAAGAAAGGCAAUGGCAGUGAUCUGUCUAGCCAUGGAAGAUUCCCAGCUACCGUUGGUCCGGUCGGCAAGUGGUGCAUGCGACGCAUGGUCAAGGUUGGAAGACCACUUCGAGAAGAAGAGUCUUGCCAACAAGCUGUUCUUGCGCCGUCGCUUCUUCACGACAAUGAUGGAAGAAGGCGACGAUGUGCUCGAACACAUCAACAAGCUCAAGACGCUGGCGGAACAGCUAGAAGCGGUGGGGGCUCCAGUCUGCGAGGACGAUCUGGUGAUCACACUCCUCGGCAGCCUGAGUGACUCGUAUCAAUUCUUGAUCACAGCUUUGGAGUCGCGCUCAGACACUCUUAGCUGGGAGCUCGUGACGUCUCGACUGCUUCAUGAAGAAAUGAAGCGGAAGGAGCAAGGAAGUAAAGGUGAUGAAGCUUCGCAAGGUCAAGCGUUCAUCACGAGGGACAAUCAGCGCAAAGGGCGACCAGUGAAGAAGUCCUGGCCGUGCCACAAUUGCGGAAAGAUUGGUCACUGGAUGGCGGAGUGCCCCUCGCGCAUCCAAGAAAACACGGAGAGACACCGGCCACAGCGUGCUCAAGACAGCGGCGACCGCUAUCGAUCACAACGUGCAAACGUCGCUCAAGAAGAAGACUCGGGCGACUACCUCUUUUCGAUCGGUGAAACGACAUCUGCGAAAUCGAGCGACAUCUGGCUGGUCGACUCCGGGGCGACGCAGCACAUGACGUGCUCCAAGAAGUUCAUGCGGAACUACAAGGGGUUUGACGCUGUGGAUGUCCAUCUCGCGGAUGAUGGAAUCGUCCAAGCAAUCGGCAGUGGGGACAUUGUCAUGUCGAUGAAGACACCCCAAGGGAUGAAGAAAGGUGUGCUCACAAACGUGUGGCACAUCCCAAAGUUAUCCAGAAACCUGUUCUCGGUCGGCCGCUUCACCAAGGAUGUCGGCCCAGUGACGUUCACGAAGGAUGGGUGCUAUGGAGAAGCGAAAGGGACCAAGUGGAAAAUUGGUGCCCGUGAAGGUAAAGGACUGUUCAAGCUGCAAAUGACUCCAGUGGCGCCGGAACAAGCAAAUGCAGCCAAGUCGUCGGGAUGUCAAGGGGGCACCAAGUCGUACCUCUGGCACCUUCGGCUUGGCCACAUAGGUCACGAUGGACUCAAUUGCAUCGUGACGAAGAACAUUGGAAUUGGCAUCGACAUAUCUUCGGUGAAGAAGUGGGACGUGUGUGAAGGUUGUGCUCUGGGAAAACAGACUCGAGUGCGCUUCCAAUCAAACACUACAGCUCGCACCUCCAAACUCCUCGAAGUGAUUCACAGCGACGUAUGCGGACCGAUGUCGAUGGCAACUUUCAGUGGAAAACGGUACUUCGUGACAUUCAUUGAUGACAAGUCAAGAUACUGUGUCGUCUAUCUGCUCAAGAGCAAAUCUGAAGUUGCGGCGAAGUUCAUGGAAUACGCUGCGAUGGCCGAAACGCAAACCGGAAAGCGCGUGAAGUACCUUCAAAGCGACAAUGGGGGUGAAUACAAGUCCGACAAGCUGGCACGAUUCUGCGCGGAACGGGGAAUACAACAAAGGUUCACACCCCCAUAUACUCCUCAGCUAAACGGAGUAGCUGAGAGAAUGAAUCGCACGCUGGUCGAGUGUGCGCGUUGCAUGAUGGAACACGCUGGACUGGGAAAGAGCUACUGGGGUGAAGCAGUGAUGACGGCGAUGUUUCUUCGAAACCGCUGUCCAACACGUGUCAUUCACCAAGACAAGUCUCCAUAUCAAGUGUGGACGAUGAAGAAACCGAUUCUGGCCAACCUUAAAGUGUUUGGAUGCCACGCGUAUGUUCAAGUGCCUCAAGACAAACGCACGAAGUUCGACUCCAAGUCAUCACUCUGUCGUUUCCUGGGAUACGCCGAGCACCAGAAGUCAUAUCGAUUUGAGGAAGUGUCAACAGGAGCGAUCAAGAUCAGUCGCGAUGCCACAUUCAUGGAAGACAAGUUUGAUGAAGGUCCGCGCAACUACAACGAUGAGUCAAGUGUCGUUGAGUUUGAUGAUCAUGAUGAGGACGAAGAAAAAGAAGAAGGUAAAACUGACGACGACAUGGACUCGAGCGACGAUGACAACGAAGACACCAGGUCUUCGAAGAGCACCAUCAAGAGACACACGCGCAAUCAAUCACUUGAGAAAGCUACCGUCAUUCCAAGUCCCAAGCGAAGAACAUACAGAGGUCAGUCGCUUGAGCAUGUGUCAGCGGCUGCAAUGGAUUUUGAAGCAGCCUACAUCGUUGAUUCAGUGGGGGAAACGCCGACUACAUUCAAGUCGGCGAUGGAAUCAAGCGACUCCGGCAAGUGGAAAGAAGCGUGUGACUCGGAGUUCGAUUCGCUUCAGAGAAACGACACGUGGGAAAUCGUGCCUCUUCCGAAAGGUCGCAAGGCCAUCGGGUGCCGAUGGGUUUUUCGUGUAAAGGAGAAUCAAGAUGGCGAAGUUGAACGUUUCAAGGCAAGACUUGUGGCCAAAGGAUUCUCACAGAAAUUCGGAGUUGACUAUGAAGAAACUUUCGCACCGGUGGCCAAGUUCACAUCGAUUCGUGUGGUGCUCAGUAUGGCGGCUAAGUACGGCCCUAAUGCUACAUCAGAUGGACGUCAAGACAGCGUUUCUUAA